GAGGAGCUCUCCCCGCGUUUUCGUCCGGUAAUAGCUAGCUUCAGGAUCUUUGAAUCAAACACUUGAUCCAGGCGUUUACGGAACUCAUUGACUUGCGAUUAUAUCGAGUGUACUACUGCACAAGAACAGCAAUGGCACCCACCGACACCAUCGCCCUCGUUCUCGGCGCCCUCACUGCUGGCGGCGGUAUCACGGGAUAUGUGCGCACAGGAUCCGUCCCCUCUGUUGCAGCGGGCGUGACGGUCGGAUCGCUCUACAUGCUCGGCGGCUACCGCAUCCGCAACCGCGCCCCCUACGGCGUCGAACUCGCCCUCCUCGCAUCCGUCAUCCUGGCCGGAAGCUCCAUCCCGCGCGCCGUGAGGACGGGAGGGAAGCCGUUGCCCGUGCUGCUCAGUGUAUUGGCGACGUAUGGGCUUUGGACGUUUGGGACGGCGUUUUCGAGGGGGAGGGUGAAUUAAAUGGGGAAAUGUGCGUGGAGAAAGGGAGAUCGACAAUACAGAGAUGAUGAGGACCUUGCAAAGGGCGAGGAAUAUAUGCGAUGUUCUCUGAUUCUGGUCUUUGGGCCGAGUCUGGGCUGUGGUGUCGUGCUUGUGAUGGGGCUGCAGCGACGAAAGGGGUAUUACUAAGCAAACAUUCAGUGGAAG
Molecule: messenger RNA, 644 nt
Organism: Westerdykella ornata
Lineage: Eukaryota; Fungi; Ascomycota; Dothideomycetes; Pleosporales; Sporormiaceae
Exons: 3
Coding region: 132-458 (108 amino acids)
Cellular component (GO): membrane
Source: RefSeq, a predicted model, not a curated record